Molecule: messenger RNA, 1533 nt
Organism: Vigna unguiculata (cowpea)
Lineage: Eukaryota; Viridiplantae; Streptophyta; Magnoliopsida; Fabales; Fabaceae
Molecular function (GO): kinase activity
Source: RefSeq, a predicted model, not a curated record
CUUAGUUGAUGCUGACUUUAAACACCAGAAAAUGCUCAAUGAACGUGACUUUCAGUAUUUGAGAUUCAGUUGGAGCCAACUAACAGUGCCUCUCAGACAAAAACCAUGUCCCGUGCCUGUGAAAAUACCGUUGUUGUGGGGUGUGGAGCGGUGUCGGUGGAUUUCUUGGCUACUGUUGCAGCUUAUCCAAAACCAGAUGAAAAAAUCAGAACCACUUCCUUCAAGGUUCAAGGAGGUGGCAAUACAGGCAAUGCCUUAACAUGUGCCUCUCGAUUAGGACUCAAACCAAGAAUAAUUUCCAAGGUUGCUGAUGAUACUCAAGGCAGGGAAGUAUUACGUGAGCUAGAAGCUGAUGGGGUAGAUACAUCCUUCAUGGCUGUUUCUCAGGAGGGAACUACACCAUUUACGUAUGUCAUUGUGGACAGCCAAAAUAAGUCCCGUACUUGUAUUCAUACCCCAGGAUAUCCACCAAUGAAGCCAGUUGAUUUUCCCAAGUCAAGUUUGUUAACUGCAUUGAAUGGGGCAAAAAUUGCUUAUUUUGAUGGAAGAUUGCAUGAAACGGCUAUAGUUGUUGCACAUGAGGCAGUUAAGAAGAAUAUACCUAUCUUAAUGGACGCAGAAAGGCUGAGAGAAGGAUUGGAUGAUCUCCUGAAAUUAGCAGAUUAUGUUGUGUGCGCUGCAGAGUUUCCACAGGCAUGGACAGAGGCAUCAACAGUUCCUAAAGCAUUAGUUUGUAUGCUUUUAAGGUUGUCCAACAUCAAAUUUGUGAUUGUAACUUUGGGAAAAGAUGGUUGCAUAAUGCUUGAGAGAAGUUUUAAUGAGGGUCCUUCCACUGAAGAAAUGGAUGUUGACCAAUUACUGGAAUCCCUGGAGAUGAGAAAGAACAGAAGCUCACACAUCCCAACCUGCAUAUCAUCAUCAGUGACAAAAUUGCACGCAGAAGGUAUAGGAACAGUUUGUGGUAAGUUAUACGUUGGAACAGCUGAGAAUAUACCGCCAUCAGAGCUUAUUGAUACAACUGGUGCUGGAGAUGCAUUUAGUGGAUCUGUUCUCUAUGCGAUCUGUGCCAACUUCACACCAGAGAAAAUGCUGUGCUUUGCUGCUACUGUGGCAGCUUCCAAGUGCAGAGCUAUAGGAGCAAGAACUGGUCUCCCUUACCACACAGAUCCAUGUCUGGCAUCCUUCAUGAACUAGCAUUCUAUACCACUGAAGUGAGCUAUAUGUUUUAAGAAUAAAGUUUUUGGUCAGAAGAAGUGAUGCAAUGUUGGACAUUUCUGCUGCACUCUUCUUUGUUUCCACAAAUGGCAAAUUUGAAGGCAAAGCCACUUUAACCCUUCUUUGUGGUGCACAAAAUUUACUUCCAAACUCUUUUCACAUAAUUAAUCCCUGCUAUGUCUAUGCAAGUGCCAAGAUAGCAUUCCACUUUUUUUUUUAUAAUUUAUUCCCUUCUGAAGAUCACAUGGUCUUUGAGUAUAUAAUGCUUGAUAUAACUUUUCAAAGUUCCAUUUUCACGUUAAUUAAUUCCUUCACGAA